Molecule: messenger RNA, 8579 nt
Organism: Melozone crissalis (California towhee)
Lineage: Eukaryota; Metazoa; Chordata; Aves; Passeriformes; Passerellidae
Gene: RGS8
Product: regulator of G protein signaling 8
Exons: 6
Coding region: 589-1131 (180 amino acids)
Source: RefSeq, a predicted model, not a curated record
CCCUGAGCAAGCUCCGCUGUCUCCCCAGAGCCGCUCUGAGCACGCUGUCGGCACGGACCCACCGGCAGGGAGGACGGCUCAAAGGCAUGCCAGCUCUCCCGUGAUGCCUGGCCACUGGCUCCAGCCAUGACCUGCAGGGACAGACACAAGAUGUAGUUUGUGACCCUUCCUAGCAAGGCCAGCCUGGAGCUCUGCCCCUUGAGGAGAGACCUUCAGAGGAUGAGUGGGAUAAUCCAGCCAACUCCUGCUGCUCCCUGGUGAGCUGGGACACCAAACUCACCCUGCUUCACACCUGAAGCUGGACUUGGCCUGGUCCUAGAAGGAAAUGCUGUCUCUGCUCUGUGGCCACCCCUCAGCUCUCAACGUCUUCCAUUGAACAGUUGACUUUCCACUCUAGGAGGGAAGGAUCAAAUGGGUUGAGGACAACUGGCCCUUCUUGGCUUUGGCAAAGAGGAUUCUUUGGAGCUUUUUAAAGUGCCAGGACAUGAAACAGUAAAUCCCUUCUUCUUGCCCUCCUGCCUCCUGCAAGCAGCCCUGACUGAGGUCCAAGCCAGCCAGUUAAAGGGUUAACCAUAGCUGGAUGCCUGCAUGGCUGCCUUACUGAUCCCACGGAGGAGCAGAGGGAUGAGGACUCGCCUGGGCUGCCUGUCUCACAAAUCAGACUCAUAUAAUGAUUUCACAGCUAUUCUUCCGGACAAGCCCAACCGGGCUUUGAAAAGACUGUCAACAGAAGAAGCUACAAGAUGGGCAGACUCUUUUGAUGUCCUUUUGUCCCAUAAAUAUGGGCUGGCAGCUUUCCGUGCUUUCCUGAAGACCGAGUUCAGCGAGGAGAACCUGGAGUUCUGGCUGGCCUGCGAGGACUUCAAGAAGACGCGCUCGGCGGCCAAGCUGGCCUCCAAGGCCCAGCGCAUCUUCGAGGAGUUCAUUGACGUGCAGGCCCCUCGGGAGGUGAACAUAGACUUCCAGACACGGGAGCUGACCAGAAGAAAUGUGCAGGAGCCCUCCCUGUCUUGCUUUGACCAAGCCCAGGGGAAGGUGCACAGCCUGAUGGAGAAAGACUCGUACCCCAGGUUCCUGAGAUCCAAAAUUUACACAGACCUGCUGUCUCAGACCCAGAGGAGGCUCAGCUAGGACAGCCACGGGGCCCUCAGAAACCACGUGCUUCCCUCAACAGCCAAACCCCAUCUCUAAAUGUGAAACUUUCUUGGUGUUCAAAGCAGUGGGAGUGAGAAAAGAGGGACAAGGGACAGAGGAAGCUUCCAGAGAGUGACUCUUUGACUAUUUGUGCUUUUUUUUUGUUAGCAGUAGCACCUUGCAGUUGUUCCCUCUGUCUAGCACAAACCCACAACCCUCUCAGGGUCACCUGUGGGCAAGGCAGGUUCCCUUUGAAAUGGCUGGGUUGGUUUGUGUGUAAAUAACACCUUUCCAUCCUUCCACACAUCUCUCCCUGUCUCUCACCUCUCCCUUGUGUUCAGGAGGGCCCCAAGGGCAGUGCUGACACUUGUGAAGCCGCAGCCAGCCCACCUCUCACCCUGCUGGGCUCUGGGACUGAGGGGAGGGAGACAAGAGACAAAGGCACAGGGUUCAAUUUCUUUUUUGAAGUGGGAACCAUCAGCAAACUCAGCUCUCACCCUGCUGGGGUCUGGGACUGAGGGGAGGGAGACAGGAGACAAAGAAACAGGAUUCAAUCUCUCUUUUGAAGUGGGAACCAUCAGCAAACUCAGCUCACCUCCCCAUUUAUUUUGCACACCUUAUGGCUUGGCUGCCACACUGUCACUGCCCCCUUUCCUUCAGGGAUGGAGGCUCAGAGUAUUCCCAAGGAGCUGAGUUUUCCUCAUGAGGAAGUUAAUCCCAAAAGCUCUCACUAGGCCUGGGCAGGCAAGUCUUCUAAUGUGAAUGAUUGUUUUUUGUGGCUGUUAUUUAUUUGUGUGGUAGCUCAGUCUCAGCCAUCAUUCAGGCUCUGUUGUGCUGGGCACUGGACCAAAGCCCAGCACAAAGGGGCUCCUGGCUGCCACAGGCUUGGUGGCUCCUCAGGAAGGACCUGUUGGAACCCUCUGGCCCUUGCUGGGGUGUAGGAAAAGCACAAAGCCCGUCUGCCACAGCAGAUGGCAUUUUUCAUGGGGUACCUGGCCAGUGGCAAUGUGAAAAAUCCCAUUUCUAUUUUUGUUAUUUCCCUUUUACUGACUGUUCCCACUCUCUGAGUGGGUUCAGUGCCCUGCAAAGAGCUCCCCAGCACACAGACCCUGAUGCAGGGUGCUUUUCCCCAGUGGGACACAAAGCAUGGAGUGAGCAGGAUGGGUGUUGGGGCAUGCAGGGGGGUGUGAGGCGCUCUUUGGCCCUGUUCCCAUAGCCUGGAUGGCCCCUGCAAGAGAAUUCUCUGUGCCCAUGCACCUCCUCUGGGCUGGGCAAUAAUUCCUCCCAUCUGAUGGCCCCAUUUCCAUGGCACUGCUGCUCCAGCUUGGCAGAUUCCUGCAAUAUUUUUGAGGGGAGAAGCAGACAGCCUGUCUGUGGAUUUGAGCCGGCAGACCAGAGGUCUCUUUUCUUAAUUUAAUGAAGGCCUGGAAAGUGACCCCAUGGAUCUUUUUCUUCUCUCAGUCAUCCCCAGACUAGAGGCUGUAAACCCCUGCUCCAGCCAAGGGUGGUGGGUGGCUUUGAUACAUCAGAAAGCUGCUGAUAUAGACUUUGUGUAAUGUGGUGUAAAUGAGGUACAAUGAAUUCUAAAGCCAAACAAAAUGUUUUUGGAAGAAGAUAAAAAAAUAUCUGUCUGGAUAUUAAAAAUUACUGUCCAUCAAUUAAGUAGGAAACAGCUUUUUGAGGCUUUUUGCAAGGAUGAUGUGCAGGACAGUAGGACAAACAGGAUCAAGACAGAGGUGGUAACCAUGCUGGAUUUAUUUUGGAGGUGCAUUCCUGUGGUCUCCAAGACACUGAAAUCUAAAUACAUUACAGCUUUAUGUUCAGUAGGGAAAGCUGUUUUUCAGUGUCUGGUUGGCCAGCAGGAGAAUCCUCCAGGUUUUUGGAAGGCAAAUCCCAUCUCCAGUUAAAUUUCUGUGAGGAAUUUCCAGAAAGAGCAGCAGUGACCCAGCAUUCCUGGCUGUCCCCUGUCCCUGCAGGGACACCUGAGGAGCUGGGGCUGGACUGUGGUGACAGAGAUGACAUUCUGCAUUCACACCAGGCUCAGUGACACAGCUCCUGGGGCUGUUGAGGCCCCUCAUGGGACACGAGACACAAAGCUCAGGGUCUGGACGUGGCACAGUUUGACACAAACUUUUUGCUGCUUGCUUGAAAGCGGGAGCAGUGAGGGACAUCUGGAAAAUGCUCCAGAUUUGCCAUGAUUUCUCCAAGGGAGCCAGAUCCUGCAGGAGCUCAGUGUCCCAAAGCUUUAUGGCAAGCAAGGCAGAGUGAGACAGGUCUGGUGAACCUGAGCAAUGCAUGGAAGGAAUCAGAGGUGGAAGCAAAGGACACAGAGCCACACAUCAGUGCCUGUCCCUGGUGCUGCCUGGGCUGUAGGAAGGUGUCUUGGUUUGGAAAGCCAGGUGUCUGCUAAGGAAGGCGGGAGCCUCGCUUGAAAUGGAAAAUGUAAACCCCCUCCCUCUGAAUUAUUGUAAUUUUAAAUUAAGGGGCUCUCAGGCAAAGAUAUGGGAAUAGGAAUAACAAUUCUUUAAUAGGAAAAUUAAAAAUACAAAUGUAAUAGGUACAAAAAAAGAAAACAAACCACUGUCAGAGUCAGACCAUGCCCUGGACCCCUGUGUGUCAGGGAGGUGUCCCAGCCCCAUCCCAUGGGGGCUCAGCCCUCCUGCAGUGCCAGCUGUGGCUCUGCUGCAGCAGGGAUCCUGCACAAGGGGGGAGUUUUCCUCUGCAGCUCCAGGGCUGCUGGAGAUGGGCCUGGGCUCCCUCUGGCAAUGCAGGGCAGCAGAAAGCUGCUCCUCUGGGAAUGCAGGGGGCAAAGGCUGCUGGGGUGUCCCAAAGCUCAGAUUGGAUCCAGGCAGGAAUGCUUGGCUCCUCCCCUGGGCGGAGCAUCUCCCCAUGGGAUGAUGGGAUUUGAUCAGCCAUGCAGGGACACUCACUGGCCCAUGGACAGAAGAUAAUUGAUAAUUAAUGGCCCCUGAACCGAAGAGAUCUCCUGGAGGGAAGACUGGUUGUGGGAGAGAUAAAGAAAACUGCCCAAAGAACAGAAGAGAACUGCCCCACCUCUGACAGAUGGGAAUUGAACACACACCCCCAGCCACAUUUUCUAACCUCAGAAAGAAGGGGUCAUGUCACCCCCACAGCCCCUGGGGUAGGACAAGAAGGACAAACCCAACCCUCCUGCAGUGACACACUCAGGGCUUGACCUGCAAGGGGGAUGGAAAUCUUCCCUCUCUGGCUGUGAGCAGAGGCUGGGGGAGCUCCCCUUUCCCAGAAACGCUGCCUGCCAUCCCUGUGUGACACAGCACAGACUGGGAUCCCCAGGGGCAAAGGCUGCUUUUGCAGUUUCCUCUCCCAUCUGGGCCACCAAAAACUGAUGCCUUGGAGUGGCUGCCUAGAACAGAGGCUAGAGGUUAAGAGAAUAAUAUGGGUAUUUAUUGAAGGCCUUCAAUAGGCAUACCUUGGGCAGUCAAAACCUCCCCAAGGGGUUACACCUAGGAUAGACAAUGGUCAUGAGUUUUUCAGACAAUUAUAAGUUUGUUCUUUUACAUAUCAGGAGUUAAUCUUCAAUUACAGCUUCAGGUAAUGAAGUUAUUUAUCCCCAGUUCCCCCCCCCCCCCCCAAUUCACUUUUCUUUAUCCUUUUUGGGGCCUGAGGCUGUAGGGUGUCUUUGGAUCACAGGCCCAGAGGGAUUGCUUUGUCUGACCAAAAUGUGGAGAGAGUUAACUACACUUUCCAUUGAGUUUAGAGCUAUGCACUAAUACAGUCUAGGAUUUGAAAAACACAAAAAUUAAAAUCUUAUAAGGCAUCAGCCUGUGGUCCCAGUUUUACUCCCUGCCACCAAAGAGCAGCUCAGCUUCCCAGCACUGUGGCAUCAAACAAAUGUUUCAAGUGGUGAAGGGAGGCCACCUUUUCUGGCCCUGUCUUCCUCCUUUCCACCCUGCUCUUGCCUGUACAUGCAAAAAAACAUCCCAGAGCUGCCCAGGAUGUGAGAGUCAGCAGAAGGAGGCUGAAGCAGUCACUGCUUUUAAAGAGAAGGCACAAAGCCAUGAUAGCUCUCCAGACAGACCUUCUGAGUGGGCUUGAGUGCUGCUGACCUCUGGCCAACUGAGGUCAGCACCUUGGGGAGGGUCACAGAGACAGCCAGGCCAGGGGACACAGCAGGAACCAGAGGUUUGUGUCCAGGAAUGUGAGUGGGACAAUCCCCAGGCUAUCCUGGUCCUGUCCAGUGUGACUCCAUCUCUCCACAAGACCCUCCAGCAGUGUUGGUGCUGGAAUUCCUUUCAUUUUACAUCAGAACUCAAAAAAAAUUUCGAAGUGUCCCACACCCUGUAAAUCCAAGCUCCCUUCUCUGCUCCAUCCACCUGGGGAAUUGCUUGGAGCAGGGCACACCUGGAGAUGUCGUUGCUGCAGUGGUGACAGGAGCUGGAAUCAGGCUGACUGAUGUAGGAGAAGUGUUUUUCCCAGUAAAUUGUUCCCUCCACUGGGAACAGCAUCCUAGAACACAGAGUGGAGCAAAAGUAUUGUCUGAGGCACUUGAGUCUGCCUCUUGUUAUUUUUGUUGCUGCUCUUGCAGUUUGUCUCUCUGGAAGGAAAGCAGACUAGUUAUUUAAAGUAAAAUUCUAUUUUUCUUAAACAAGAAAUGGCACCAGCUGCUUCUUUUAUGACAAAUGCUGUUCUGAAUUGAAUCAAAAUAAGCAGCUUGUAGCUCUACCCCUUAAACCAGGGGCUGAUCAAGGAAAUCAUGACUGAGCCAAAGCUUUGGAAAGAGCUGAGUGGUGACUAAUUCCCACCAAGGGCAAAUAUCCUAUCCUUGAUUCAUCUCUUCCUGCUGUGAAAAGGAUACUCACAACCUACAAACCCAUUUCCCCUCUCCACAAGCACACACCUCCAAAAUGUUCCUCCUGUUUGGAGCAAUGUUAAAAUGUGCCAUCGCAUGAAGAGAGGGGGAAAAGAUUGGUUCACUCAGUUCUUUUUAUUCUGUUUGCUGGCCCAUACCCAGUCAGCUCCCAGGUAGAUUGAUGGCAGAAGGGAAAAAGAGUUUACAAAUUUCAUUUUCUAUGAGCUUCAGGUGGUGUUAACUGCAGGGUCAGAUGCAGAACUCGAAUCUGUCUGAAGUUUCUCCUGCUUUGGUCCAUCAGCCAGGCUUGGGAUGAUUUCCACCACUUUUAGUGGACUCAUUAAUGCACCUUUAGUCCAUGCUGGGAGGGUGUGAAGGGCAAAGGGGAGGGGGAAAUUGCUGUGUGUGUCUGGGGGUGUGGGUGGAUGAGAGUGCAUGUGACUUCAUCUGUAUCUUAUUUAGUGUCCUCUACUACAGAAGCUUUUCUGAGACAUAGAUGUGCAUGUUAAAAUAGGAGAAUUAGGCACAAAUGACAUAAACAGAGACCUUUAGCCAGUGUUGUGUUUGCCUCGUGUGUAAGUCCAAGUAGUAGUAGGAGAUGUAAAACUCUGCUAGGUUCCCAGUUACCCCUAAGAGCACAUGUAUCAAACUGAACUGAAUGUUCACUGAUGAUAGACACAAAACCAAAAUGUUUACAGCAUUCAGAGCAAUAGCAAAGCAUACCUCAUGCCAGUCCUGGAGUGCCUCUCACCUGUCAGUGCAAGCUCUCCCCUCCCUGGGGGCCUCUGGCUUCUUCUCCCUCCAAACUCUUCUCUCCUUCUCUCUCCUGUCCUGGUUGUCUUCCCUCCUCCUGCUCCUCCAAGCACUCCAAACCUUCCUGUCCACCAGCACUGUUUGUCCUCAUCUGUCUGAGCCUGGGACUACCCUAACCUCCCCCUGCUUGCCUCUCCUCCAUGCCCAUCCCUCCCUCCUCUCUUCUUUGCCUUUUCCUUCCCCAGGCACUCAUCUCUGGUCAUGCCAUCUCCCCCCUACAUGCCUCCUACUGCCACUGUAAAGCUCCUAGGAGCUCUUCCCUGCCCAUUAUAUAAGAACAAAACGUUUCACAUAAUUUUCUGCAUUAUCGUCCAUCCCUGGGGCUGCUGCAGUCAUCUCCUUCCUUGGUGCUGUGCUCUCUCUGGCAUCGUAGCAUUAUAUCCCAGAACUGGAAUUAAAGUUCAUUUUGCUGCUAGACCAGAAUGCUUCUGUCUACCACGCACCCCUUGGGCUUUGCAGAGAGUCAUCUUGUCCCCAAGUCUUUUGUCUUCCUUGUUUUUCUCCUCCUUCCAUGCAGGCUGCACGUGCAGUGCUUGUGGCAGGGGCUGGCUGGGGUGGAGGGUGUCCGUGCUGAGGUCAAUCACAGCUGGUCACCCCCGUGGCUCUCUGGUUUAUAAAAGUAGUCUCAAUAAAGGUGUGUGGGUUGUAUUUGCUCAGCAAACUCAGUCACUGUGCUCUGUGCCUCCUGCAGGAGGAUGUGUGUCUAAUCUGAGGCUGCGGUGAACUCAGCGCGAGUUCAGUGAGCCGAGGCCGUGGGAGGGAGGUGGCACAGGGGGACGAGAUUGUUACCAAAAACAUCCAACACUCCUGGCAAAAAGGCACAGGAGAAAAGGCAGUGCCUGCUUCUGGAGGCACCAGGGAGCUCUGGGGACCAGCUGUGCUGUGAAUUGUUUGUCUGAAGCAGCCCCACAGCUCCCAGUUUGCCUCACGUGCUGCAUGCCCCAGGCUGGCUCUAAAGCAUGAUGGAUGAGAAGCUGCUCAGCUUUGCAUUUCCAGUGUGGGUAACAGCUUUAUCCUAAGAGAAAUGUCUUCAUGUUGCUCUAUCAGUGCCUGCAGCCACCAGCUGAAAAGCAGGGAGGGGAAGGAGGCACCUUCUGCUUUGUUUACUCCUGCAGACCUCUGCAGGAACUCCUGGCAAUGAAGAGAGCAGGGUAUGAGCACACCCUGGGGUAGAUCCCCCUUCUUUAAGAGCCACCACUGAAGAUGUCAUCUCCUCAUAACCUCUCCCCCAACUCCUCUGUGAGUUGCCCAAAUCAGAGCUCAGAUUUGUCCUUAAGCUCUUUAGCACCUCCACCUUGGUGGGACAGCAGUGUCCCCUUGAGGACCUGACUACAAACUCCACGCCCAGCAAGGCUGCUUAAAAUAACAAAGAUACCUGGUUCUUCUGCAAAUCAGCUCGUGGGUGGCUCAGAAGAGACUGAGGAUGGCUCUGCUGCACUCAGUGAACUCAGAAGUGAGCCACCAGGCAGAAAGAACAGCUCAAAAGUGCUUCCCUGGGCAAUGCUUUUAUUUUCAGGAGAUCCUGCUGCUGCAGCUGCCACCCCUGCAGUGCUGCUGGUGUUGGGGCAGGCCAGGCAGGCUGUUCAGUCUGACCCCUUCCUGCUCAAGGAGAGGCAUGGGCUCAGCUCCCCGGGUCCCCCUGCAUUAGCUGCUUGUUUGCUAGGCUCCCCUUGCUCCCUGGGAGGCUGGAGAAGCUCCUCAGCCACGCCACAAAUCCCCGCCGAGCCGUGUCACCACGCUGUGCAGUGUUACACCCCUGCUGUAUAGACACCCUGAGGAUGUAAUAAACAGCCUGAGACUA